Messenger RNA from Salvelinus namaycush (lake trout), 1937 nucleotides. RefSeq lists its product as uncharacterized. NCBI's taxonomy places the organism in Eukaryota, Metazoa, Chordata, Actinopteri, Salmoniformes, Salmonidae. Gene Ontology annotation, cellular component: membrane. The coding region runs from base 1 to 1596 and encodes 531 amino acids. The record is from RefSeq and is a predicted model, not a curated record. The transcript has a single exon. Gene Ontology annotation, biological process: protein homooligomerization.
AUGGGGAAGCUAUGUGAGCUGGCCCUUGUGUCUCUGGCCCUCCUGGCUCUACUUCAUACUGAUUCUACAUGGGCCAAGAGAAGUGGCAGCAGUAGCAGCAGCAAAAAGUCGUCAUCCAACAACAGGGGUUCAGAAAAAAAGCCAUCAAAAACAUCAAACACGCAGACAGGAAGCUACCCCAGACAACCACAGAGCCCCAACAGGAACCCCAACUCAUACCCAGCAGGAGGUAGUUAUCCAGGGAGAGGUACCAAUCAGAACCAGAACCCAGCCGGUGGAUACCCUGCUGCAGGUGGCUAUCCUGCUGCAGGUGGCUACCCCAACCAGCAGUAUCCAGGCAGAGCCAAUCCUGGGGGAUAUCCAAACCAGAACCCUGCAGCUGGAGGUUACCCAGCCGCUGGUGGCUAUCCUGCAGCAGGUGGCUAUCCCAACCAGCAGUAUCCAGGCAGAGUCAAUCCUGGGGGAUAUCCAAACCAGAACCCUGUAGCUGGAGGUUACCCAGCCGCUGGUGGCUAUCCCAACCAGCAGUAUCCAGGCCGGGCAAAUCCUGGGGGAUAUCCAAACCAGAAUCCAGCAGCGGGUGGUUACCCUGCAGCAGGAGGCUACCCCAACCAGAACCCAGGGAGAGGAGGGGUCAAUCAGGGAUACCCAGCUGGAGGUUACCCAGUAAGAGGGGGAAAUACUGGCUGGGGGCAGGCAGGGGGCUACCCUGGUGGAGGGAUGGGAGGAGGUUACCAACCCAACUGGAACCCAAACAAUAAGAUCCUCAGUCCCCGCUAUGGUUAUGGAGGUGGGCAUGGGGGUAUGGGAGGUGGCUCUCCCUUCUCACGCUCAGUUCAGAAUAUGGGGCACUACCCCUCUACUCAGUCCAAGGGCUUUGCUAAGAAGGCUCUUAUGGCCGCAGGGGUUGGGGCUGUGGCAGGUAUGGCAGUAGGCUAUGGCCUUGGGCGUUUCCCUCGCCCACAUUUCAACUUCCGCAACCCUCAGGAGGAGCAGUCCUACAACAACUACAUGUACAGCAAAUACGGUGAACGCUCCACAGAUGAAAACGACUAUGGCCGGGACUAUACCUACAAAGUACCACCGCGGGCAGAGUCCUACGAUAGCUUCAUGGAUACCUGCAUGAAGAGGAACGACCUUCUGCAGGAUCAGGGCAGCGACUCCCAGGCCACACCUAACAACCAGAGGAACAACCCCCAGGGAGCCAACAGCCAGAGCCUGCCCAUCACUCCUGAGGUGGGGAACAGCAGUCCAGCUAGCAACCAGGAGGGAACAGACACAGUGAAGCCUCUCACCCCAGCCCCUGCGGAGAUAGCUGGAGAGGAUAAGGGUAAGGAGGAGGAUGACGGCCUCACAGUGAGCAUUGAGGAGAUUGGUUACCCUGUAUUGGUGGAGCAGCUGAAGAACCGUAAGUGUGUGGAGCUGUACAUGAACUACUCUGAGCGUUUCCUGGAGAAGCAGACAGCUGAACACAGCAGCGGCAGCAACAAUAACAACAAGUAUGAGAACAGUCGCAGUAACCCCCUUGGCCAGGGGCUGGUACAGCUGAUAACCACCUUCCUCAUGGUCCUGAGCAGCACUCUCCUGCUGCAGUAAGACAGGAACACAUAGCCAUGUCCCAGUUGUCUGGAAUAGCUUCAUUUCCUAGUCACCCCUCCUCAAAAUGCCACUGAUUUCUUGUGAGGAUAGGUUAAUUAAAUAAGGUGUAGGUGGAGAUAUAACCAAUCCUUUAACUAAUCCGUGGUCAUGAAGGAAAGGGGACAAGGAAAGGAAGCCAGUGGAAAAUAACUUCCAGUGAACUUCCAGCAAAAUGAGGACCAAUAAAAAUGUGUACUGUAGGGGGUACUCGAGGAUCGGAGUUGGGAACCACUGCUGUACAUGAUACUUCACAUGGUAUUUGUACUUUAAGUGUUCGAUAUCUCGACACUAUUUCUAAA